Messenger RNA from Erythranthe guttata (spotted monkey flower), 1300 nucleotides. Its product is annotated as putative F-box protein At3g23950. The record is from RefSeq and is a predicted model, not a curated record. Gene Ontology annotation, molecular function: protein binding. NCBI's taxonomy places the organism in Eukaryota, Viridiplantae, Streptophyta, Magnoliopsida, Lamiales, Phrymaceae.
AAUAAAUAAAUAAAAACACACAAAAAUCCCUGUCCAUUUAUUCCAUUACGAAAUCGUGCAAACCACAACAGCAAUUCCAGUUUGUCUCAGGCAGGGUUACAUAUAAUAAUUUUCUUGAAGGUACAUUGUCUGAAACAGAAUCCAUUAAUGAAAAACAAAAACCAAAAAAAAAAUGGAAACCAGAGACGAAAAACCAUACGAUCAUUUUCCAGACGAAACAUUGCUCGAAAUUCUUGUCAAACUCCCCGCCAAAUCGAUCUUCCGAUUCAAAUGUGUCUCCAAGAAUUGGCUCUCUCUGAUUUCCGAACCUUCGUUUUUUACUCGUUACAUAAAUUCGCGGUACGAUUCGCCUCCCUUUUCGCUCGUUUUCCAGUGUAGUAACACCGCCAGAGCACAUUUCUUCAUUUCCACCGAGAAAAAUACGUUAAAAUAUCUCACUUCGCUACACGAUCAAAUUCCGCCCUUGAAAAUCGAAUCAACGAACAACGACUUGAUUCUGUAUCGAUCAGAGAAUUCUCAUCAGCCCGUGUAUUUUUUAGCCAACCCUUUCACAAAGCAAUUUGUAUCGCUUCCAAUGCAUAGCACGAGAAGAAGUUCUGGCCCCACAGGAUUGAUUUCCAAUGUCGAAGAUGGAAUCACAAGUUACAAUGUCGUACGAGUAAUAAUUAAAUCCUCUCUAAAUCUCGAGAUAUUUUCUUCCGAGAGAGGAGAGUGGAUGAAUUUUAAGGCUGUGAUAAAUAAUUGCACGUCUAAAGUGGAAUUCGAUGCAAGACCGUGCGUUGUGUUCAGAGGGGUUCUUCAUUGGAUUUGCAAUAAAAUGACAGCCCUUUUGACUUAUGAUCCUCGCAGCAAAAAUUACGGUUUUUGCCGGUUCAUAAGCGUGCCAAACGGGGCCUACCAUAUGAACGGAAAGAACGCGGUUUUGGGGGUCUCGGGUGGAAAAUUGUGCUAUUUUGAAAUGAAUGGAAUCUCUGUUCAAGAUUAUAAUUUGCCUGCAUGGAAAUUGUGGGUGAUGAAAGACUACGAGAGAGGGGAAUGGAGUUUGGAUCGGGAGUCGGGAGAGAGAAAGAUCGACUCUUUCGGGUUUUUAUGUAAUUUGCUUUCGAGUUAUAGUCCCCUCUUUCCGGUGGCGUUUCAUCCGUGGAAUAGCGACGUAGUGUACUUUUGGCACGAGGGUUAUAUCUUGAAUUUUAGUAUUAAGACUGGGUGGUUCGACGAAGAUGUGUUUUCGACUUUUUGUAUGCUUUCGGCGUGGGAAAAUUUUCCUCUGUUAAUGCCUCUAUGUUCAAGUAAGAUAUAA